Hypoxylon trugodes is the source of this 1306-nucleotide messenger RNA. Its product is annotated as Isocitrate/isopropylmalate dehydrogenase. The coding region runs from base 65 to 1147 and encodes 360 amino acids. Gene Ontology annotation, cellular component: mitochondrion. NCBI's taxonomy places the organism in Eukaryota, Fungi, Ascomycota, Sordariomycetes, Xylariales, Hypoxylaceae. Gene Ontology annotation, biological process: isocitrate metabolic process; tricarboxylic acid cycle. The transcript is spliced from 2 exons. The record is from RefSeq and is a predicted model, not a curated record. Gene Ontology annotation, molecular function: magnesium ion binding; isocitrate dehydrogenase (NAD+) activity; NAD binding.
AGCUUCGGAAGCUUCACCGGUUGCGCAACGAACGUUGACGAAAAAUAUCAAUUGAAUAUUCAACAUGGCAUCCCGAGUUUUAAGAAUAGGCCUCAUCCCCGGCGACGGCAUCGGCCGCGAAGUAAUCCCCGCCGGCCGCCGAAUCCUCGAAUCCCUCCCCUCCUCCUUCAACCUCAAAUUCGAAUUCGCCGACCUACAAGCCGGUUUCGAAACUUUCGAGCGCACCGGAGCCGCCUUACCAGAUCGCACGGUAGAAGUCCUACGCAAAGAAUGCGAUGGCGCGCUCUUCGGCGCCGUAUCCUCGCCUACGAAAGCCGUGAAGGGGUACUCGUCGCCUAUUGUUGCGCUGCGCAAGAAACUGGAUUUAUAUGCUAAUGUGCGGCCCGUGAAGUCGGUUCGCACGGCGGCGAAGCCGAUUGAUAUGGUUAUUGUAAGAGAGAAUACCGAGGAUUUGUAUGUUAAGGAAGAACGUACAAUUGAACGAUCCGAGAGCGAGGGGGGCAAGUAUGCCGAGGCUAUUAAGCGCAUUUCCGAGCGCGCGUCGAGUCGUAUUGCGACCAUGGCUGGUGAAAUCGCUUUAAGGAGACAGAAGAUCCGCGAAUCAGGGUCGUCGAGCUCGAUUCACUCUCGUCCUCUCGUUACUAUAACGCACAAAUCGAACGUCUUAUCGCAGACCGACGGUCUCUUCCGUACCGCUUCGCGCUCCGCCCUUUCGAAUCCUAAGUUCUCCGGCGUAACUAUUGAGGAGCAGAUCGUUGAUAGCAUGGUGUACAAACUAUUCCGUCAACCCGAAGAUUAUGACGUGAUCGUUGCGCCUAACCUAUAUGGUGACAUCUUAUCUGACGGCGCGGCUGCAUUAGUUGGUUCGCUAGGUCUAGUACCGUCCGCCAACGUCGGCGAAGGUUUUGCUAUUGGGGAGCCGUGCCAUGGUAGUGCACCCGAUAUCGAGGGCAAGGGUAUCGCGAACCCUAUCGCUACCCUACGCAGCACCGCUCUCAUGCUCGAAUUCUUGAAUGAAGAAGAAGCUGCAGCGCGCAUCUACGCUGCUGUCGACGGAAAUCUAGAGGAUGGCAAGCUAUUGACACCCGACCUAGGCGGUAAGGCGACGACUGAGGAAGUCGUAGAAGACAUCCUAAAGAGACUAUAAGCCCCCGUUAGGUGGAUUUCUUCUUGAUGGGCGAAAGUCGGGUUUGAAGAAUAGUCCUGGUUAAAAAGGAGUCCAAAAUGGGAGAUAAAAAGAAAGGGAGUAUGAGUAAAAGUCAUGUUCUAGACUCGAUGAUACCAAUCUAACAAUUUUAAGAACUCA